CUGUGGGGGGAAAAAUUUUUUGGGGGGGGGGGGGGUGUUGUGAAUUUUAAUCGGCCUUCCAAAUUCCUUUGUCCCGGCUAGUUUGUGGCUCAUUUUCUCUCCCCCCCAUUCUUUUUUUGUUACUUUUAUUAUUGUGAUUCAACAUGGUAUUUACAGGUUUUAUUGUAUGGGUUUUAUUUGUAUGGUAAUUAAACUGGCAAACACUGUGAUGGUAGGUGUUACAUUUGCUUCACAACCCAAAAAGCCGUUUGUGUUUCGACUUUUCUGGAAACAUGUACAAUCCUGUAUUCAACUUAAUGCAAUUCUGCUGUGGGCUCAUACAGAAAGGAGGCAGGCUGUAUUGUGACACUGACAUAUUGAGUGUAAUGCGCCUCGAACAUGUUCACAAAUUAAAGGGGCCCCUUAAACGAUCAAGGUUCAUAUAUUUCAAGCAUCACAUUCCAAGCCCCCCCCCCCUUCCUGAAAAGCAUUACCACCACCACCCCACCUUUCACAAACUUCAGUGUAGAUUGACUUUUUAGUUUGACUAACUUUUCAAGUGAUGCUCAAUGUGUCCUGUGGCUGCAGAUAAUUUUGCAAAAUUGACUAUCAUCUGUAUGUAAUCCAUAAAGAAAACUCAAGUUGUUUAGAACUGUCUGACCCCGCUGUAUCAAAUCUUGCUUGCAAAAAAUCCCUCUUAAAGUGGUUGUUUUCCCAACAACAAAACAUCUUUGUGUCUGGCCUACGCUCUUUAUUCCAUUUUCCUAUUGGUGUUAACAAAUACAAGUUGAGAUCAGGCAACCUCAUCCAGGGUUUGCUCUGAUGGAAUGAUCACCUCCUAAAUCAUGCGAAGGUGCCAUUUCAUCUCAUUUGAAAGAAGCUCAGUGUCACAAUACUGUGUAUCACCACUACAUUCCACAUGUUGUAGUUGAAGACACCAUUCCACGUUAUUACGCUGUUUCUUCUGACAAUGCUCCAAGGAAUUGAAAUGUUUUGUUCAUUAAAAAAAAAAAAGAAAAAUUCAUUAUGCUUGAUGAAAAUGCAGUUAGUGAAUGUGGAACGAAGCCUGUCUGUAUAUCUGGUAUUUACUUGCUUUGUUUUUACUGACAAGUCUUAUGGCUAAAAUUGCUUCUGUAACAGUCUAUUACCCAGUGCACACACGUGGUUGUGAAAAUUUAGAAUAGUUCUAAAAAGCAAUGAUGACUUGGAGAUAAACAAUGGUUGGUGUAACUCUAGCUUUGUGUUUAUGUAUCUUAAAACCAUUCUAGUUUCACUAUACAUGUAAUACAUAGGAACGUGUCAAAGACCAUUCAGUGAAAUAAAGUUUCGUUUAAGAUAAAUCUACUGUCGUUUCAUAAUAACGAUGCAAAGUUGAGUCAAAUGUUGCCUUGAGCAUUUAACUAAACUUUGCAAUCGUUGUCGAAUGCAUGUGAAGUCCACAAGAGGGCCAUUUGAAAUAACUUUUUUUUUUCCCCCCUCAAGAACUACUUUCCCUCGCGGAGUACUAGGCCCUAUUAGUUAAGUGACAUUGAGGACUGAUGCAGGUGUUCCGCCGCAGUAAUUAAACGAGAAGAGUCUCCCGCUUUUGGGAAAAGUGAUCCGGCUCCCUCACGACCCGAGAUACGCUUAAUGCCCACCGCAAUUCAACUUUCUGGGUGUUUAAAAGCUCCGUCAACAACGAUGAAUAGCAGCGGACCAACCUAUCCCCUUGCCUCUUUGUAUGUUGGGGACCUGCAUCCUGAUGUUACAGAGGCCAUGCUGUACCAAAAGUUUUCUCCUGCUGGACCAAUCAUGUCAAUCCGUGUGUGUCGUGAUAUCAUCACACGGAGGUCCUUGGGAUAUGCCUAUAUAAACUUCCAGCAACCGGCUGAUGCGGAGUGUGCUUUGGAUACGAUGAACUACGAUGUUCUCAAGGGACGCCCAAUCCGAAUUAUGUGGUCUCAACGUGACCCAGGCCUCAGGAAGUCUGGCGUGGGCAACAUCUUCAUCAAGAACAUGGAUGACACCAUUGACAACAAGGCUUUGUAUGAUACCUUCUCAGCCUUUGGCAAUAUUUUGUCCUGCAAGGUCGUUUGUGAUGAAAAAGGCUCAAAAGGCUACGGCUUUGUUCACUUUGAGACUCAGGAAGCUGCAAACCGUGCCAUUAAGACCAUGAAUGGAAUGCUGCUGAAUGAUAGAAAAGUUUUUGUUGGCCACUUCAAGUCUCGCAAGGACCGAGAGCAGGAGUUUGGCACCAAAGCUAUGAAAUUCACCAAUGUCUACAUUAAAAACUUUGGUGAAGACUACACUGAUGACAAUCUAAAAGAUGUCUUUUCUGCAUUUGGCAAGACUCUCAGUGUACGCGUGAUGAAGGAUGAGCAAGGUUGUUCGCGUGGAUUUGGCUUUGUCAACUAUGCUAACCAUGAAGAUGCGCAAAAGGCGGUGGAUGAGAUGAAUGGUAAGGAGCUCAACGGGAAGUUCCUCUAUGUUGGGCGGGCUCAGAAGAGGCUGGAGCGUCAGGGAGAGCUGAAGCGCAGGUUCGACCAAAUCAAACAGGACCGCAUCCAGCGCUAUCAGGGUGUCAAUCUGUAUGUGAAGAACUUGGAUGACAGCAUCGAUGACGAGAGACUCCGGAAGGAGUUCUCCCCCUAUGGUACCAUAACAAGUGCAAAGGUCAUGACCGAUGGCUCCCAAAGCAAAGGCUUUGGUUUUGUCUGCUUUUCUUCCCCCGAGGAGGCGACAAAAGCAGUAACUGAGAUGAAUGGAAGAAUUAUUGCUACCAAGCCCCUGUACGUGGCACUGGCUCAGCGAAGGGAGGAGCGUAAGGCCAUUCUCACCAACAAGUACAUGCAGAGACUGGCCACCCUGAGGAGCAUGAACAGUCCCCUCAUCGACUCGUACCAUCAGACCAGCUAUUACGUGACAGUGCCGCAGGCGUCCACGCGCACCUUCUAUGAGCACAGUGCUAUCAGCAACAUGAGAUCGGCGCCUCGCUGGACGGGACAGCCGCCAAGAGUGCACGGUCCGUAUUCAUCCCAAUACGCUGGCGGCUCUGCCCCUCGCCAGGGCUCCACUCCCAUCGCCACUGUGAGACAGGCCUCCACUCAGGCUCCACGUAUCAGCAGUUCCACACAAAAGACAAAUAACAUUGGAACCCAGACAUCAUGUGGCCGAGCUGACAUGUCUGGUGUGUCAAGAAGCGGUCAGUUUAAGUACCCGUCGGCGGUGCGGAACCCUCAGCAGGUCAUCUCUGUACCCGCCAUGACAAGACUACAGGUGGUUCCUGCCCCUGUGAUGGAGCAGCCCGUACAUGCUCAAGGAAUGGAGCCACUAACUGCCUCAAUGUUGGCUGCAGCACCACUUAUGGACCAGAAGCAGCUUUUUGGUGAGCGUCUGUACCCUCUGAUCCAUGCCCUUCACCCAAGCCUGGCUGGAAAAAUCACUGGAAUGCUGCUAGAAAUUGACAACUCAGAGCUGCUACACAUGCUGGAGUCACCAGAGUCCCUCCACUGCAAGGUGGACGAGGCCAUCGCUGUCUUACAAGCCCACCAGGCCAAGGUCUGCUCGCCAAAAAAGUGAGAAAUCCUUUAAGGUGGAGACAACUUUCUCGAAGAGGAGUAACAUUGAUUUAAAAAAAAUGGAAGAAAAACAAAUGUAUGUUCGCUGUAACUGACAGAAGCUGUUUUGUUCUUUUUGUUAAUGUCUUUUGUUACAUUAUAAAGUUCACAAUAUAGGCAUUAAACCCGUCUUGUCAUUUCAACAUGUUAAAGCAGCACUGUGGCCAUAAGCAAACAUCCAUUUAUACUGUACACUGAACAUCAUGUAGCGUUUCACAUCGAGAUGUUCAAUACCACUUUUUUUCUGACCAGUAAAUAACACUUAGUACU
Messenger RNA from Hippocampus comes (tiger tail seahorse), 3845 nucleotides. RefSeq names its product poly(A) binding protein, cytoplasmic 1-like (gene pabpc1l). The transcript is spliced from 16 exons. The record is from RefSeq and is a predicted model, not a curated record. NCBI's taxonomy places the organism in Eukaryota, Metazoa, Chordata, Actinopteri, Syngnathiformes, Syngnathidae. Gene Ontology annotation, molecular function: RNA binding. The coding region runs from base 1609 to 3537 and encodes 642 amino acids.